AUGCUGCGCAGAGACUCUGCGGUGAGGGGAAUAGUCACGCCUUCAGGGCAGGAAAUCAAAGUGUUUCAGUAUGCUGAUGACACCAAUCUGGUCCUUAGAGACGUGGAGAGUGUGAAGGCCUCUCUCCUCCAGCUGAACAUCUUUUGCCUUGCAUCGGGGGCAAAAAUUAAUUUUAAUAAGUCCAAAAUAAAGUAUUGCGGCGGCGUCAUACCUGCCCCCCUCCCUGUCCAGCUUCAGGACGCUGGGGACAUGUAUACGAUGCUCGGUGUCCCGCUGGGAGGAGAUGAGAGGGAACUCUUGGAGGCAUGGAGAGCGUUCAGGCCUCUGACGGUGGCGGUACCAGACUCUCUUGAGGCUCUCAUGCUCAUGCCACUCCGUCACAACCCUGACAUGCUCUCGGCUCCUCCUGGGAAGCGAGAGUGCAUGGUCAGUGGGGCGAUGGAGGAGAAUGGAUUUGUAAAUAUAGGAGCCCCACUGCAGAACACAUAUGGUCACAAACAUUCCCCACACGCACCAUUGCAUCCAUCUGGGCUCACAUAUAUAAUUGGUACACUCCGCAUAGAAUAUGGCAGGGACUGCCCCCUGUGUCAGGGCCCCCCCGAGACCUUGGAGCACCUGCUGGUCUUGUGCCCAGCCGUCCGCCCCUUCUGGACCCGGGUCCAGGAUCUGCUCGCACGGAGGCUGGCAUGGAGACUCCCCACGCCGGCUGCCCUAGGAGGGGGAGACAAGGAGUCCUGGCUCCUCCACUUUGGGCCCAUCGGAGGUCGCUCUGGAGCCACCAACAACAUCGACCUGGUUCGACUCAUUACUGCAAUGGCCCGCUACACAGUCUUCAUCGUCCGGAACAUCUAUCUUCACGACCGCCGAACAGCACUUCACUGGCCCACAUUCACGGGACUGUUGACCGCACACCUCCGUCACCUGCACUCUGCAUUGGAGCAACGGUUCACCAGCACUCUUGUCCCCCACAACACCCUGAUCCAACUCACACCAUCUGGACUGACACUGAACCUCUGA
Knipowitschia caucasica is the source of this 1017-nucleotide messenger RNA. The record is from the annotation of a GenBank genome assembly. Lineage: Eukaryota; Metazoa; Chordata; Actinopteri; Gobiiformes; Gobiidae.